GUGCCUCGAGCGCUAUUGGCCAAGUCACAGCAGGGGGGGACAGACGGGGGAAAUUCCUCCGUGGUGCUCAAAUUUCCCCAAUCAAAUUUUCCUCUCCUCCUUUGUCCGGGUCGGAACACAGCCGUAUCCCGCUAACAUGAUGUUUCGAAGUGUAAUUUUAUUUCUACUCGUCGCAGUCGUUUGCUGUCAUGCCGAGGAGGGGAAGAGCAAGUCCAAGGUGUGUGCCAAUGUGUUCUGUGGGGCUGGCAGGGAGUGUGCUGUGACAGAGAAAGGGGAACCUUCCUGCCUGUGCAUCGAGCAAUGCAAACCUCAUAAGCGCUCUGUGUGUGGCAGUAACAGUAAGACCUACCGCAACCACUGUGAGCUCCACCGUGACGCCUGCCUGACCGGCCUCAAGGUCCAGGUGGACCACGACGGACACUGUGAAGAGACAAAGACAGACAAAGCUGUUGCUGCUAGCCCAAUCGUGUGCUACCUGGCCAACAGGAACGAGCUGCGCAGCCGGGUCAUCCAGUGGCUGCAGAAUGAGGUGGUCCCUGACGGCUGGUUCGCCAAGGGCUCCAACUUCUCUGACAUCCUGCUCAAGUACUUCAAGGACUACGACAAUGGAGACUCCCAGCUGGACUCCACUGAGUUCCUUAAGUUCCUCCAGCACAACGAAACAGCCAUCAACAUUACCUCAUAUGCUGACGAGGAGAACAACCGCCUGCUCAGGAGCCUGUGUGUGGAUGCCCUCAUCGAGCUCUCAGAUGAGAACACGGACUGGAAGUUGAGCUUUGAUGAGUUCCUAAACUGCUUCAAGCCUGGCUUCAACCCACCAGAGAGAAAGUGUGCCCUGGAGGAUGAGACCUAUGAGGACGGGGCAGAGACUCAGGUGGAGUGUAACCGCUGUGUCUGUGCCUGUGGGAACUGGGUCUGCACAGCUGUGACCUGCGAAGGCACGAAGAAGGUGCCUGCUGUGGAGAAGACUGAAGGUGCUGACCAAGAGAUGACAGAGGAGGAGUGGACACGGAGAGUGGCUGAGCUCAACAAACAUCAGGAAACUGUGGAGAAGAUGAAAGUGAGCACUAAGGACAUUUAGAGAGAGAGAGAGAGAGAGAGAGAGAGAGAGAAGCCCUCCUUCAGUCCCACCAUCAACAAUCACUAUCUGGCUGAAGCUUUGGAGCUUGUACUGUCGUUAAAGAAAUGCAUCACUAUUGUUUUUAUUUUUAUAUUUUACAAUGUUCAUUAUUAUGAUUUUUUAAAACUGUACCAAUGUAUAUUAUAAUAUUAUUGUGUAGAGGGAAGACUAGUUGAAUUGUGUGUACCUACAAACACAGUACUGUUAUCCUAUUUGAGUAACACUCCCAAGCCUUGGCAAGAAUCCCCAUCACCUAGUGGUGGGUUGAUAAUUUCAUUAUUUUUAGUUGAUUUGUUGUUUUCGUUGUUGUUUCUGUCAGUCAAAUUAGCUCAUCUGUAGAAAAUACAAGAGUUUGUGACUUGGAGCUAUAAAGAAAGCACAAGUUGUAAAUAACUACUUUUAGCAGAAAAUGACUUCACAGUUGCCACGUCACAUACCAACCACAUCACAGAGGAUUGAGAUAAGCAAUUCAGCAAGAAAGUCUUAUCAAAUGCAUUGACCUUACAGGGUGCUAUUCCAGACACCUGGGUAUUAUAUAGGGCCAGUAAAUCAUAUCAAAGAUGAACACAUGGCUGAAUUGUAAAUGUUUCCUGAAUGCCAUUAUAAAUUCAUCAACAGUGUGAUUACACUUGCCUGUCAGUGUUACUACUCAUAUCAUAUAUACAGUAAAACCCAUUGACCCAUAAUAUCUGAUGGUGCCAGGGUUCAAUCUGUUAGGAAAAGGAAAAUGAGGAAGGUCCGCACUCAGUCUUUGCAGUGAAAGACAAUAAUAUUUAUUCCAUCUCUAUUUUCUGGUCUAUGCACCAACAAUAUGACAAGAAUCUAUGAUUAGAUGUGUGCAGGGUUUCCUCCUUUUUCAAGGUAAAGUGAUGAUGCUAGGGUUCAAUCUGUAGGCUACAUGUCUGCACUGAUGAGGUAAUGUUGUCCAUCCAUUUACAAAUGGCUUUUCUAUCAUGGGGUUGUAGAUGUAUUACUCCAUACAAUGAAUCUAAUGCCAAAACACUAGCCUGGAUACUGAAUUGGAUUGUGAAGUGAAACUGAAGAAUUCAGUAUGGAUCCAGGCUACCAAAACACAUAUAUGGUGCUUGUUUGAAUCACUGUAGUGGCAGUACUAUAUUGCUAGGAGAGUUUGUGAUAACGUUUGUGUCUCCUUCUCAAAACCAGCAAUAAAGUUGAUCAAUUCUAGAAUGUUCGGGGUAAAAUAUUUCAAGGAUGCUGCAGACAUGGACUGACUAGAAAAAUAUGUUGAUGGAGUGGAUAAAAUGUAGUUUUGGAUUUGUAAUGAACAGGAUAAUAGUACUUGAUAAUACAAGUGCUAUGGGUCCCUCCUACUAGUUUGAAAUACACAAUUGUCUGGUCCGUCUGAGACAUACAUAAUCUGUGCAUGCUUUGCCAACAUUACUGCAAUUCAUUUGAUCGUUGAUGUUUCUUUGGAAGCUGAUGCAUGUCGGUCUCUCAGGAUAUAGGUGCUUUGAUUGGAUGACUUUGUUCGGCACAAGGAUUGGGAAAAACUGCCAAAACAACCUCUAAAAAACAUUUUAGAUGGCAUUACUGAAACCAAAGUUCAAAUGCAAGUACAGUAUGUGUAGUAACUUUUAGAAACUUGAGCUUUCCUUUCUUUGUUUAGAACUGUCUAUGUCCUGUAUGUCUAUAUUUGACUUCAAUGUCUUUAUAAUGUGUGGUAUUCAGUGCCUUAAAUGUUCACUAAGACCUAUGGGACAUCCUGCUGUCAUUCUCUUAGAGCAAUGGCUGACACUAUGAAACCAUGUCAAAUGUAUGGUUUAUUUUCUUUGUUAUGUGUUAUUGUCUCAAUUUUAGAAUAAUACCAGCUCACUUUUGUUCGCUGUUACAGUAGACUUUUAGUAAAACAUUUACUCCCUGUUGAUUAUUAAGACUACUGUACUGUCAAAAAGGUAUGCAAGCUUUAUACAUGUCAAUAAAUACAUUUAAUAGACCUA
Molecule: messenger RNA, 3078 nt
Organism: Coregonus clupeaformis (lake whitefish)
Lineage: Eukaryota; Metazoa; Chordata; Actinopteri; Salmoniformes; Salmonidae
Product: follistatin-related protein 1-like
Exons: 11
Coding region: 137-1081 (314 amino acids)
Biological process (GO): multicellular organism development; cell differentiation; regulation of BMP signaling pathway
Molecular function (GO): calcium ion binding; protein binding
Source: RefSeq, a predicted model, not a curated record